GUCCGAGAUUUUCAGGUAUCGACAGAGAACCGAAGCAAACAUGAGUCUCACCGACAACGACAUAGCCACCAUCAAGGCCAUCUGGCCCAAAAUCGCCAAGGUGGCGAAUGAAAUUGGUCCAGAUUCUCUGGCCAGGAUGCUGCGCAUCUACCCCCAGACCAAGAUCUACUUCUCCCACUGGUCAGACCUGAGCAUCGACUCCACCAAGGUCAAGGAGCACGGCGUGGUGAUCAUGAAAGGCCUGAGCUUGGCCGUGGAGAAGAUAAACGACAUGACCAACGGUCUGCAGGACCUCAGCCAGAAGCACGCCUUCCAGAUGAGAGUGGACCCGGGAAACUUCAAGUUGCUGUCCCAGUGCAUUCACGUGGUGCUCGCCAAGAGGUUCAAGGCAGAGUACACUCCUGAGGUUCACCUCGCCAUGGACAAGUUCCUGAGCAAAGUGGCCCUGGCCCUCGCUGAGAAAUACCGUUAACACGGAGGAGUUCAGACUGAGAACAACUACCCAAGCUCAAUUUAAAUGUUUGAGAAUGACAUAAAAUAAAUGAAGCAAAAUGCA
Messenger RNA from Solea solea (common sole), 556 nucleotides. It is a transcript of the gene hbae5, whose product is annotated as hemoglobin, alpha embryonic 5. Gene Ontology annotation, biological process: oxygen transport; hydrogen peroxide catabolic process. The coding region runs from base 41 to 472 and encodes 143 amino acids. The record is from RefSeq and is a predicted model, not a curated record. Gene Ontology annotation, molecular function: oxygen binding; heme binding; haptoglobin binding. Gene Ontology annotation, cellular component: haptoglobin-hemoglobin complex; blood microparticle; hemoglobin complex. The transcript is spliced from 3 exons. NCBI's taxonomy places the organism in Eukaryota, Metazoa, Chordata, Actinopteri, Pleuronectiformes, Soleidae.